GCCUGCAUUGGAGAUUUUCUGUAGUUGCUGGCUGCAGGGAGUAGAGCGCUGUAGUUUCACUUAAGAGGGAAACUAACCGGGAAAGGGCCUCUACAGUUUCGCUGGUUUCUCUAUUUGGUUUUUUUUUUAUUUUUCCCCAACAGGCACCUAGUGCAAUUCAAAGUUAGUAACAUCAACAAAAAUUGUAGUUCACGUUUUUUUUUUCUUUUAGUCCCCUUUUUUGUUUUUCUUGUUAACGGAGCGGAUUUAAGUUUUUCAAGAUGCCGGUUUUUCACACCAAGACCAUAGAGAGUAUCCUGGAGCCUGUGGCUCAGCAGAUAUCCCAUCUGGUGAUAAUGCACGAAGAAGGGGAGGUGGAUGGAAAAGCAAUUCCAGACCUAACGGGACCCGUGGCCGCAGUGCAAGCGGCUGUCAGCAACCUCGUCAGGGUUGGAAAAGAGACUGUUCAGACAACAGAGGACCAGAUCAUGAAAAGGGACAUGCCGCCUGCUUUUAUUAAGGUGGAGAAUGCAUGUACUAAACUGGUUCAGGCUGCCCAAAUGCUGAAAGCCGAUCCUUAUUCAGUGCCUGCACGGGAUUAUCUGAUAGAUGGAUCAAGGGGGAUUCUUUCGGGGACUUCAGAUCUGCUUUUGACCUUUGAUGAAGCAGAGGUUCGAAAAAUCAUCCGUGUCUGUAAGGGCAUUUUGGAAUAUUUAACAGUGGCAGAGGUUGUUGAGACAAUGGAAGACCUAGUAACUUACACUAAAAAUCUGGGACCGGGUAUGACAAAAAUGGCAAAAAUGAUUGAUGAGCGACAGCAGGAGUUAACGCAUCAAGAACACAGGGUGAUGUUGGUGAACUCCAUGAACACAGUGAAGGAACUGCUUCCUGUGUUGAUCUCAGCAAUUAAAAUCUACGUAACAACAAAAAGUUCCAAAAGUCAAGGAAUUGAAGAGGCUCUGAAGAAUCGUAAUUUUACUGUGGAAAAGAUGAGUGCAGAGAUCAAUGAGAUUAUCCGUGUGCUGCAGCUUACUUCCUGGGAUGAAGAUGCUUGGGCAAACAAAGACACUGAAGCAAUGAAGAGAGCUUUGGCUUUAAUUGGUUCUAAAAUGAAUCAGGCAAAAGGAUGGCUGAGAGACCCUAAUGCACAACCAGGUGAUGCCGGAGAACAAGCUAUUAGACAAAUACUCGAUGAAGCUGGAAAAGUUGGAGAGUUGUGUGCUGGAAAGGAGAGAAGGGACAUCCUGGGAACAGCAAAGACACUUGGUCAGAUGACAGAUCAAGUAGCUGAAAUGCGGGAUAGGGGUCAAGGUGGCAGUCCUGUUGCUUUACAGAAAGCAGCACAGGUUUCCCAGGGCCUGGACCUACUCACUGCAAAAGUAGGUAAUGCAGCCCAAAAGCUGGAGGCUAUGACCAACUCCAAGCAAGCAAUUGCCAAGAAGAUUGAUGCUGCACAGAAUUGGCUUGCAGACCCUAAUGGUGGCCCUGAGGGAGAAGAAAAUAUCCGUGGAAUCCUGGCAGAAGCAAAGAAAAUUGCAGACCUGUGUGAGGAUCCAAAGGAGAGAGAUGAUAUCCUGCGCAAUUUUGGAGAGAUUUCUGCACUGACAGCUAAACUAAAGGAUCUAAGGAGGCAAGGCAAAGGGGAUAGCCCAGAGGCCAGAGCCUUGGCCAAGCAGAUUGCCACAGCCUUACAGAAUCUGCAGUCAAAGACCAACAAAGCUGUGGCCAACAGCAGACCUGUGAAAGCAGCUGUUAACUUGGAAGGUAAAAUUGAACAAGCUCAGCGCUGGAUAGACAAUCCCAAUAUUGAAGAUCGUGGUGUAGGUCAGGCUGCAAUACGUGGACUUGUGGCUGAAGGCAGAAGACUGGCAAAUGCCAUGAUGGGCCCUUAUCGUCAAGAACUCCUUGGAAAGUGUGACCGGGUAGAGCAGCUGACUGCUCAGCUGGCAGAACUGGCAGCUCGGGGUGAGGGUGAAGGGCCCCAAGCACGAGCAGUGACUGCUCAGCUGCAGGAUUCACUAAAGGAUUUGAAAUCAAAGAUGCAGGAAGCAAUGACUCAAGAGGUUUCCGAUAUCUUCAGUGAUACUACCACUCCAAUUAAAUUGCUGGCUGUGGCAGCAACAGCGCCCCCUGAUGCUCCAAACAGGGAAGAGGUGUUUAAUGAGCGGGCUGCCAACUUUGAGAAUCAUGCAGCUAAGCUUGGAGCUACAGCAGAGAAAGCAGCAGCUGUAGGAACUGCCAAUAAAAGUACAGUGGAGGGGAUCCAGGCAACGGUGAAAUCUGCCAGAGAAUUAACACCACAGGUUGUCUCUGCUGCCCGUAUUCUCCUGAGGAAUCCUGGCAAUCAGGCAGCCUAUGAACAUUUUGAAACCAUGAAGAAUCAGUGGAUUGACAAUGUUGAAAAAAUGACUGGUUUGGUUGAUGAAGCCAUUGAUACAAAAUCCUUGCUGGAUGCCUCUGAAGAAGCCAUUAAGAAAGACAUUGAUAAAUGUAGAGUGGCCAUGGCCAAUGUUCAACCACAGAUGCUUGUUGCUGGGGCUACUAGCAUUGCCCGACGGGCUAACCGAAUCCUGCUUGUUGCUAAACGUGAAGUUGAGAAUUCAGAAGAUCCUAAAUUUCGUGAAGUGGUGAAGGCUGCGUCAGAUGAACUGAGCAAAACUAUUUCCCCCAUGGUAAUGGAUGCCAAAGCAGUAGCAGGGAAUAUCCAAGACCCAGGCCUCCAAAAAAAUUUCUUGGAAUCUGGAUACAGAAUUCUGGGAGCUGUAGCUAAAGUACGGGAGGCCUUCCAGCCCCAAGAGCCAGACUUCCCCCCGCCUCCACCUGACCUUGAUCAGCUUCAUGUGAGUGAUGAACCUGCUCCACCCAAACCCCCACUUCCAGAGGGAGAGGUGCCUCCUCCAAGACCUCCACCUCCAGAAGAAAAGGAUGAAGAGUUCCCUGAACAAAAAGCAGGUGAAAUGGUCAACCAGCCAAUGAUGGUUGCUGCCAGGCAGUUGCAUGAUGAAGCCAGGAAGUGGUCUAGCAAGCCCGAUGUGACUGAUGAGGGUAAUGAUGCUGCUGAGGCAGACGUAGAUAUAGAUGAGGAGGAUGAUGCCGAUGAUGUUGAGUUCACCCUCCCCUCUGACAAUGAAGAUGAUUACGAGCCUGAGCUGCUCUUAAUGCCAACCAAUCAGCCUGUUAAUCAGCCCAUGCUGGCCGCUGCUCAGUCUUUGCACCAGGAAGCACGCAAGUGGUCCAGUAAGGGUAAUGACAUCAUAGGUGCUGCCAAAAGGAUGGCUUUGCUGAUGGCUGAAAUGUCCCGGCUGGUGCGAGGUGGCAGUGGUAACAAGCGUGCUCUUAUUCAGUGUGCCAAAGACAUUGCCAAGGCUUCAGAUGAGGUCACCAGACUGGCCAAGGAAGUGGCCAAGCAGUGCACUGACAAGCGCAUCCGAACAAACCUUCUCCAGGUCUGUGAACGGAUCCCAACUAUAAGCACUCAGUUAAAAAUUCUGUCAACUGUCAAAGCCACCAUGUUGGGACGUACUAACAUCAGUGAAGAGGAGUCUGAGCAGGCUACGGAAAUGCUGGUCCACAAUGCACAGAACCUGAUGCAGUCCGUGAAGGAGACGGUGAGAGAGGCAGAGGCCGCCUCCAUUAAGAUCCGAACUGACGCUGGAUUCACUCUGCGCUGGGUCAGAAAGACUCCAUGGUACCAGUAAACUGAGGAACAGGACAGGAAAUGUAAGGAUUUAGCAUAAACACCAGAAAUCCUAUCUAUCCAAACAUUUUGAAACCGAGACCUCUGUUUGAACACGGUUUGUAUUAACAACAAAACAAAACCUAAAACCUCCAUAUAUGAAUGCAGUAUGUACUGAAGUCCCAUGUUGUUGGCAAAGGUUUUUAUGUAAUUAUGCUUUUCAAUGAUAUGAUAUGCAAAUUUAUUCAAUUAUCAUUUUGAGGGAUAACAAAUAUAUAUAUAUAUUUAUAUUUUUUUUCUUAAAAGUCCAUCCUCGUUCACAUGUUUUCUUUUCUAGUUCAGUUAGCAUAUAUUUCAGGUAUCUGAGUUGGGAGCGCUCAAGACUCAGACCUCGGACAAUCCUUCACGUUCACAAAGAUCACAAUACUGUAAGAAGGUUGCUUGGUGUGACUUUGUAACCACACAAAGGUACAACGUGUGCCUGUGGUCCACAUGGGCAGUCGUGGACAAAAUGACAAUCUGCCGAGUGACAUCUAUGUAACUCUUUCUUCUUUUGUUUUGUUUGUUUCACCUUACGGCAUGGCAGUUUGACGUGAGAGAGUGAGAACCCGUCAACUGAAGCGUCAAAAGGGACACUAAAAUAACACUAUGGCCUCCACUAUCUUGCACUUUUUACCUGUACUGAGAUUGGCGGAGUAGUAAACACUGGCCGAGGUGAAUGAUUUUGACCUUUUUUUUCACAAUAGAUGCAUUUUUAUUUAACUUUUUGAAGCAAAACAUGCCAAAGAUCAGAAGCUGUUUUUUCUUCUAGUUUCACAUGAGUUUUUUUGGUGCUUUUUCUCACAUAAUCAUUUUUUGUUUUCCCUAUGCAUUUGUAUUUUUCCUAAACACUAGUCUUUGUAGUUAAAUGUAUAUUUUUAAAUACUAUUAGCAACUAACUGUAAAAAGUUAGUUCUGGUUGUUGGUAGAAUGUCACAAAGCUUCAGGAGAUCCUUUUACAGUUAAAUUUUAUCAGCAGUCUUUCGGUGAAGUAAUUUUUUUAUAAAGUAUUAGCUGUGUGGAUGAUUUUUGCAAAGGAGAAAACAAAGACGUGUAUUUGUUAGUUCAAAGAGAACGUGCGGAGCAUCUGUUACUUAAUAAUUACUUCCCUAAAGAGUUAAGCAGAUGAAAACAUCCGCCUUCUUAAAGUAGAUACAAAACAGUGAAAUGUUAUUCUUUGGAGACGCACUUCUCAGCGUUUGCCUCGAUGACAUAGAAACUUUUCUAAAGGAGAUGGCCAGCUGCACUGCCAAGUUUGAGAGUGUAAAGCUUGCUGAUGGGAGAAAUUUUGAACCCGUUACUGGGGUGCAAACUGUCGUCUGGACAACUAGUGGCCUUUUCAUUUUUAAAGAGGGGUGACAUCUUGCUGUCUGUAUGUGAUGCUUCUUACAUAUUUAAAUAUCAUCGAGACUGAAAACCUACUGUAAUCUGAAUGUAAAUAAAACAUUGGUCUUAUUUCUUAGAAUAUUUUUCAAUUAAUCUGAUACACCUUGUGCCUUGUUUGAAAUUUUUGAAAGAUUUAUGGACUCUAUGAUCAAAUGUCUGGAUUGUUUAGGUUUUUUGUUUUUGUUUACAACCCUUUUAUUAAAUGGGUAUUCACAUUUUGAAAUACACUGCAUCCUAAUCUGUUACCCUGAUCUUCAUAGGGACUGGCAUGGCUACUUCUUAAAAUAGCAGCAAUAUUCUCUGGCUGGCUCCUGAUGCGUCGUCGGCGCUCAAAGCCUUCUGUCAGAUUAGAAUGGUUUUUUUCUUGGGAUUUUCUAUCGCCACGUGUCACUCUUCAAAUGUAGCUGGUACACCUUGUCAUUCACUGCAUUUUUGUAAUAAAAUUUUAUAACAGUA
This is a messenger RNA of Erpetoichthys calabaricus (reedfish), 5536 nucleotides long. It is a transcript of the gene vcla, whose product is annotated as vinculin a. Gene Ontology annotation, cellular component: actin cytoskeleton. The transcript has 22 exons. Bases 261 to 3677 code for a protein of 1138 amino acids. The record is from RefSeq and is a predicted model, not a curated record. Gene Ontology annotation, molecular function: structural molecule activity; actin filament binding. NCBI's taxonomy places the organism in Eukaryota, Metazoa, Chordata, Cladistia, Polypteriformes, Polypteridae. Gene Ontology annotation, biological process: cell adhesion.